UUUCUCUCUCUUUCUUCGGCUCGACGUCUUUUGGUGGUAAAAAAGACGGGGAAACGACGCGCGAGAUUUCAUGGGAGUUUCAGGACAACCUCUGCGUCCAACCAGGCGAAGAUAACUUCUCUUCCUUCUGGUUUUAUUAAAUCUGCCUUGGUUUGGGGUUUCGCUUGGAGAUAUUUUCUGGUUUUGAUUUGAUUAGGAGAAGCUUGCGUGUCGGAAGAUGUCACACUCACAUAGCGAUACCAUACCACUCCACCCUUCUUCCCAGUCUGAUAUUGAUGAGAUCGAGAACCUUAUUCAUGCAAGUGUCCAGUCUGGGCCUGCUACAGUGCUCCCUGCGAGACCGCCGAGUCCUCCAAGGGCCUCCAUUCCUGUUUCUUCAUCUCCGUUUAUAGCAUCCAAUCUUCCUCCUCCUCCACAACAGAAGUCUUCUAUUGCUCCUGUUCCUCCUGCCUUGCCUCCUCCCAGUUCUCAGUCUAAUCCUCGCCAAAAUAUCUCUCCAAGUGGGUUUGGUUCGCCCCCCAACACCUUGACAGAGCCUGUGUGGGAUACUGUGAAGAGAGAUUUGUCUCGGAUUGUUAGCAAUUUGAAGCUCGUGGUGUUCCCUAAUCCAUUUCGUGAAGAUCCUGGGAAAGCUUUGCGGGAUUGGGAUCUUUGGGGUCCGUUUUUCUUCAUCGUCUUCCUAGGUCUUGUUUUAUCUUGGUCAGCAUCCGUGAAGAAGUCUGAGGUUUUUGCAGUUGCUUUUGCACUCCUAGCUGCUGGCGCUAUAAUUCUGACAUUGAAUGUUCUACUCCUGGGUGGGCAUAUAAUCUUUUUCCAGAGUCUAAGCCUUCUUGGUUACUGCCUGUUCCCUCUUGAUGUUGGAGCCCUGAUCUGCAUGUUGAAGGACAAUGUGAUUUUAAAGCUGGUUGUGGUUUCGAUAACAUUGGCAUGGAGUUCCUGGGCAGCAUAUCCAUUUAUGAGUUCUGCCGUCAACCCAAGAAGAAAGGCCCUGGCACUUUAUCCGGUCUUCCUUAUGUAUAUAUCUGUUGGUUUUCUGAUAAUUGCCAUUGACUGAGGCAUUAAGGUGGGCACUGAUCAUAUCAACCGUUGAAGUUCACAUGCAAGUAUUGGCAUUUGACAUGCUGGUUUUUGGCAUCCCAUGUGUGAUUUCUUGAUUUUGGUUCCCAUUUUUCACUUGCUUAAAGUUGGGAGACUUUAAAUUGUCAUCUUACAUAGUUGUAUAAGUCUGGCAUUUUUCAUAGUUGUAUUCUAUUGGUUUGCAACAA
Molecule: messenger RNA, 1265 nt
Organism: Telopea speciosissima
Lineage: Eukaryota; Viridiplantae; Streptophyta; Magnoliopsida; Proteales; Proteaceae
Product: protein YIP4b-like
Exons: 4
Coding region: 218-1054 (278 amino acids)
Biological process (GO): endoplasmic reticulum to Golgi vesicle-mediated transport
Cellular component (GO): membrane; trans-Golgi network
Source: RefSeq, a predicted model, not a curated record